Microplitis mediator is the source of this 1665-nucleotide messenger RNA. RefSeq lists its product as uncharacterized. Gene Ontology annotation, biological process: sensory perception of smell; detection of chemical stimulus involved in sensory perception of smell. The record is from RefSeq and is a predicted model, not a curated record. Gene Ontology annotation, molecular function: odorant binding; olfactory receptor activity. Gene Ontology annotation, cellular component: plasma membrane. Bases 90 to 1391 code for a protein of 433 amino acids. The transcript has 6 exons. Lineage: Eukaryota; Metazoa; Arthropoda; Insecta; Hymenoptera; Braconidae.
CAUCAUUUCCAAUUAGUCUGUGAGAAGGAUUAGUAUUAACUUAAAAUAACGCUCUACAUUGAACAUCAAAAAAAUAUAUAACAUUAACAAUGAAAGAAAGAAAACCAUUUGGAUCUCAUCGAAUCUAUUUAGAUUUUUCUCUUGCGUUUCUAAAAAUUAUCGGAAUCUUCGAUUAUACUCCGAACACAUUAUUUUUGCGUAUCAAAGGUAAUGUGAUCAAGGUAUUCAAUUGGAUAGUUGUAAUGUGCGUUACAACAUCACUAACUAUAGAUAUCUAUAGAAAUUAUAGUAAUCUAGAAGCUAUUACAAAUGACGUAGGAUAUUUAUUUCCUAUGCUUAGAAUACUGGCGAAAACUUUUGCAGUCAAUCUUGGUCAAAAUAAUAUUCUUGGAUUGAUAGAAGCAGUCCACGCACCGAUUAUGAAACUGCGUCAUAGUUCCGAACUUGGUGUACUUACAAAAAUCAGAACAACAAUGUUUUAUCAAAGUUUGGAUUUCAUUAUAUUCGCUGUUGUCCUAGCAGCAACUACUGUAACAAUAAUAGCGAUGGCAGUACUUUCGGAUACAAAAUUACCAUUACGUGGACUUUUUCCGUUCAACGAAACUGUAUUACCAGCAUAUGCAGCAGUAUUUUACAUCCAAUCUUGGACAAUAUUUAUGUGUUCUUUAUGGAUUCUUCUAAUUGAAACAUCCGCUAUUGAGCUAAUACGAUGGAAAAAUGUGCAAUUAGUUAUAUUGCAACGUAAUUAUGAAAACUGUUGUAAUUGGAUGGAGCCUCGUGCUAAUUUUGAAAUGUCUGAUGACACAUAUGGAAAAAUUAAAAACUUUUCAUAUUUUAAACUUAAAGAUGAAGAUUUUAAGAUAAAUUUGUUUGUACCGUUUGAUGAAGAUGAAGUUAACGUGAAAAACGAUUCAUUUUCUUUGAGAUAUAGAACGUGUUUGAAACAUCAUCGAAGAAUUAUCAAUCACGUUAAGAAUUACAAUGAUUUUUUCAGUGUUUUACAAUUUUUCACAGUAUUUAUAACUUGCUUAUUCGUUUGCUUGUGCUUAUUUCAAAUCGUUGUGAAUAGACAAAGGAAAGCGGCUAUUUUAAACACUGGAAUUUUAAUGUGUUCGGAAAUGUGUCACUUAGGUUUCUGGUGUAUUUUUGGUAACUUGUUAAUGAAUGAGGCUGGAACUUUACAUCAAUCCCAGUAUAACUCGGGUUGGGAGAAAGAAAUCAAUUCAGAAAUACGUCAUCUUGUAAUAAAUUCUUUAAUAGAAAGUAGAGAGCCAUUGAAGAUCACGGCUGGUAAAUUUUUCGUGUUAUCUUUGGCGACUUAUCUAGCGGUUAUCCAAAAGUCUUAUUCGUACUUUGCGAUACUUAAUUCAGUUCACAAUGACGAUGAAUAGUAAUGCAAUUAUCAAAAGUAGUACAACAAUAUUGUCUAAAAAUUUAGUUUCAAAAUAUAUUUUACCCUACGAAAAAUAGUCAUCUGUGAUAAAAAUCCCGAAAUGCGGAUCUACAUAUAAUUAUAAUAAUAUUCUUUCGUCGAAUCUCAAUAUAAUUCCACAUGGAAAAAUAUAUAUAUGAGAAUUAUGCAUCAUCUGUAUAGCAAAUAUGUAUGGUUAUAAAUGAUAAAUUAAAAAUUAAUGUACGAUACGGUAAAUGUAAUGUAAAAUAUAG